AUGGGGCCGAAUAUCAGAGAUAGAGAAAUGGAGGAAUUCAAAAGCUUUAUAGAAGAUAUGGAGCUCAUUGACAUGCCUUGCAUUGGAGGUAGAUUCACGUGGUACAAUAGCAAUGAGACUGCUAUGAGUAGAUUUGACAAUGUUUCAAUUGCUAAUAUUGUGAAAGAUAGAAUAAAGGUGUCAGUGGAGUUGUGGAAUAACUUCGAGAUGAAGGAAAUCAUGUUGCGCUUGAAGUCUGGACAUGUUUGGUUGAGAGAGUGGGAUUAUAACUCUCGUUUCUUUCAUAAUUCUUUGAAGAAUAGGUAUAUGAGAAACUUCAUUAAAAUGGUGGAAUCCUCGAGUGGAAUAUUGGAAGGGGUGACAGAGGUGAAGACCAAAGUCAAGAAUUACUUUGAAAGCUUUUUCAAGGAUAGUUAUUUUAAUAGACCUGUCCCUGAAGGGUGUCUCUACAAGAUUCUUGCUAAGAUUCUGGACUUGAGAUUGAAAAGGGUCAUUGGAAAGCUCAUCUCCAAUAAGCAAUCGAAGUUUGUUCCAGGUAGAAAUAUUUCGGAUGGUGUGUUGGUGGUGAAAGAAGUAUUAGGCCUGGCCAAAAGAGAGGAUAUGAGUUGCUUGGUUUUAAAGGUUGAUUAUGAAAAGGCUUACGACAUCGUUAGUUGGAAUUUUUUGAGAUUAUUGUUUAAUAAGAUGGGUUUUGGGGCUAAGUGGACUAAGUGGAUGAAGGCUUGUGUAUUUAACAAUUCCAUGUUAAUGCUUGUGAACGGUAGUGUUACGAUGGAUUUCAAGGUGGGGAUAUGCUUAAUACAAGGAGAUCCAUUAUAUCUCUUUCAUGUUUGUAAUAGUCAUGGAAGGCCUCACAUGCUUAAUGAAAAGAGAAGUGGAGUUAGGGGAAUUUAG
Lathyrus oleraceus (garden pea) is the source of this 894-nucleotide messenger RNA. RefSeq lists its product as uncharacterized. The record is from RefSeq and is a predicted model, not a curated record. Lineage: Eukaryota; Viridiplantae; Streptophyta; Magnoliopsida; Fabales; Fabaceae. Bases 1 to 894 code for a protein of 297 amino acids. The transcript is spliced from 3 exons.